Molecule: messenger RNA, 1324 nt
Organism: Aspergillus eucalypticola CBS 122712
Lineage: Eukaryota; Fungi; Ascomycota; Eurotiomycetes; Eurotiales; Aspergillaceae
Product: putative cell wall protein
Exons: 2
Coding region: 205-1251 (348 amino acids)
Source: RefSeq, a predicted model, not a curated record
GACGGAGUGUCUGUCUUUUGGUAUAAGAAGGCCAAAAUCUCAUGCUGACAUUCUUCUCAUCAGAGCAUUCAUCCGCUGCAGAUCACAGCGUUCAUUCUUUCAGAGCUCAUUCCAGCCCUGUCUGUCUCUAACUUGGUUAUUCGCUCCUUCAACUCCCAUAGUUUCCUUCUCUUGAUAAUUACGUCACAUUCUUUCCCUUCUACAAUGUACAACCUCAAGAGCCUUCCGGCACUGCUAUGCCUCGUGCUGGCUGUCGCUCCCGUCCUGUCUGCACCUGUCGCUGCUCGAGAUGGAGCCGUUGUGCGAAGACAGAGCCACCACUUCAAUACCAACACCCAGUCCGGUUCUAACAUGGGCUUCUCUAUCCCUGAUGGCCCAUCCUACAACUCUGGCCAGUUCGCCUCGAACGCAUAUCGCGAAGACCGUGGCGGCGACAUGGAUGACGAGGAGGGCUCAAGUGAGUCCAGCAACACCAACGCAGGGAACUCAAUGAAUAUCGGCAUCCCGGGUGGUCCCAGCGUCAACUUGGGCAACUACUUCAGUAACAACUAUGAAGAAUCUGAAGAGCCACGGCCAAAGCCCUCGACUACUUCCACGACCACCAUCCCAGAGUCCACAACGGCCCCUCCACCUCCGCCAGUCAACCCUCCUAUUGAGACUUCUGUUCCUGCCCCUCCUGCCCCUCCUACUACAACUACCACCACUACCCAACCCCCUCCUCCUCCCCCUACAACCACUGCUCCCCCUGCUCCUCCUACAACCACUGCUCCUCCUGCUCCUCCUGCAACUACUACUCCUCCUGCUCCCCCUGCUCCUCCUACAACUACUGCUCCUCCUGCUCCUCCUGCAACUACUGCUCCUCCUGCUCCUCCUGCUCCCCCUACCACUGCUCCUCCAGCACCCCCAGCUCCGUCUACCCCCUCCGAGCCGGCUCCUCCUGCUGAGACCGAAGAACCUGAGGAGCCAGUGCAAGAAUGCCCAGCACCGGAGCCUGAGCCACAGCCUGAGCCUGAGCAGCAGUCUCCUGAGCCUCCAGCUGAACAUGGACCUUCCCCUGAACCGGAGUCAUCUCCUGCCCCCGAGCCUACCCCUGCACCUCAGCCCAACCCUACACCAAGCCCUCAACCAGAGCCCCAGCCCCAGCCUCAGCCUCAGCCUGACCAUGAGCCUGCAUCCGAGCCCAGGAUCAUACCCACUCCUUCCCCAGCUGCUCCAGCAUUGCCUGCAUACACCUGUCAAUGCCCUGCGUGAGCUUGACAUAUGUUCCCAUCACCCCCUUCACUUUCUUUGCCUCUAUUAUCCAUAACUCUCAUUCAUGAAUGCC